This is a messenger RNA of Psilocybe cubensis, 804 nucleotides long. RefSeq lists its product as uncharacterized. The record is from RefSeq and is a predicted model, not a curated record. The coding region runs from base 1 to 804 and encodes 267 amino acids. NCBI's taxonomy places the organism in Eukaryota, Fungi, Basidiomycota, Agaricomycetes, Agaricales, Agrocybaceae. The transcript is spliced from 4 exons.
AUGUUCCGCUAUCCUCUUCACAACAUCGAAGCUACUCAGGCAUGGAGUUCAGAUGAAUUCCAUUGGAUGGACUUAGAUAUGGAGGAUUCGGCUCAAAGUCUUUGCUUAUCAAUGAGCGUAGUAAACAACUGGGAGGACCUUUCCCCCAAUUACGCCGAGAAUAAUCUAGCUACUCAGGCAUGGAGUUCAGAUGAAUUCCAUGGGAUGCGCGUAGACGUGGAGGAUUCAGCUCAAAGUCUUUGCUUACCAAUGAGCGUAGUAAACAACUGGGAGGACCUUUCCCCUAUUUGCGGCGAGAACGAUUCAGAUGAAAGCACAGAGAGUUCUGAAGAACAGGACUCAGAUUCUCAAGCCGACUUGGAUGACGACGAGGAUGCCCAGUGGGCAGAUAAGGUCACAUACGAUCCGGGUAGUGGGCCAAUUGCCAGUGACGAAGUCUGCACUAAGGGCAGGACUUUGCUGGAACCUGAGCCCGGCACAAUCUGGGUAGCGACUAAAUCGCCUUUUAUUAAACAGAUUAUGAGCGUCAAGAAGAAGAAGGGUGUGGAGGUACUAACCAGCACAGGUUAUUACGUUUCUAUCAUUAAAAACUGUGGAAGUGUGGGGAAACACUUCGCAACCCUCAACCGUCAUGUUGAGGAGACGUCGUGGCACUCAACGGCCAUUUACACCUGUUCUCUCGAGCACACAAAACCCUCGGGACCUCGUCAAUUUCGCCGAAAAGACAAGCUACGCGACCAUCUAAAGAAAGAACACAAGAAGAAAAUAGAAGAUUGUAAUUUCGGAACCAAAAGACAGGUGUAA